AUGGAAGAUUUGGUUGAUGAGUGCAAAACAUUUUAUUUUGCUGGACAAGAAACUGUUAAUGCCUUGCUUGCUUGGGCAGUGCUGGUUUUAGCUAUCCAUAGAGAUUGGCAAGACAAAGCAAGAAGAGAGAUGCGCAUGAUCAUUAAUGAAACUCUACGAUUGUAUGCUCCCAUAAAUGGGUUGGUAAGAAGAGCUAGAAGACAAGUUCAAGUGGGAAAGCUAGUCUUGCCUGCUAAAGUAGAUGUUUGGAUCCCAAACAUGGCACUUCACCAUGACCCUCAGUUAUGGGGAGAUGAUGCCCAUGUUUUUAAACCGGAGAGGUUCGAGAAAGGGAUCGUGAAAGCUACCAAGUACAAUGCGGUUGCAUUUAUUCCUUUCGGAAUGGGACCUCAAGCUUGUGUCGGGAUGACCUUUGCAAUCUAUGAAACAAAGACUGCUCUUUCCAUGAUUCUACAAAGAUACACCAUUUCUCUCUCUCCUGCCUAUGUUCACCAUUUCUCUCUCUCCUGCCUAUGUUCACUCACCCACACCUCGUAUCACAGUUCAACCACAGCAUGGGAUUCAAGUUAUACUCAAUUCACUGUCUAA
Messenger RNA from Gossypium raimondii (Peruvian cotton), 588 nucleotides. Its product is annotated as cytochrome P450 CYP749A22-like. Bases 1 to 588 code for a protein of 195 amino acids. Gene Ontology annotation, molecular function: heme binding; iron ion binding; monooxygenase activity. The transcript is spliced from 2 exons. Lineage: Eukaryota; Viridiplantae; Streptophyta; Magnoliopsida; Malvales; Malvaceae. The record is from RefSeq and is a predicted model, not a curated record.